This is a messenger RNA of Entelurus aequoreus (snake pipefish), 15582 nucleotides long. It is a transcript of the gene otog, whose product is annotated as otogelin. Bases 743 to 10759 code for a protein of 3338 amino acids. Gene Ontology annotation, biological process: L-arabinose metabolic process. The transcript has 60 exons. Gene Ontology annotation, molecular function: protein binding; alpha-L-arabinofuranosidase activity. The record is from RefSeq and is a predicted model, not a curated record. Gene Ontology annotation, cellular component: extracellular matrix. NCBI's taxonomy places the organism in Eukaryota, Metazoa, Chordata, Actinopteri, Syngnathiformes, Syngnathidae.
CUGACUAGCUUCUGGCUAUAGGAUUCCAAAUGUGACUUUUUUAAAUAAAGGACAAAUUGGGGAAGUUCAGACAUCGUUUUUUUCCCCGACGGAGAAGCUACAAGUACAUGUGGCGAUUUCAUCCGCAAGAGUCAAGUGCACCAGCAGCAGCAGCAGCAGCUGUCUGUCAGCCCCCAAGUCCCCCUGCCCCUGAAUCAGCCCCAGUGCCCCCACAUGAGGAAGGAGGUGUUCAGGUACAUCGAGGCUUUCAACCACUUGUGACAGAUGAGCAAUGCACUGCUGAGAGGUCUAACGGAAGCAGAGCAAUCAGAACAUGAUCAAGCCAUUUGAUUAUGUACCGGUAAGUAUUGGCUAAUAUGAGUCAUGAAUGAUAUUUAUCUGCAGAUGUCGUUGAAGGUAUUGACUGAGUCCAUCAGCAAAUCCCUGACGCCACGCCCUACGUGCUGGACUUCAUGGCGGCCCUGUUGCUGGGAACAUUGGCAUGCUGGCUUAUUUCGCCGUGGACCACACUCGAGAACGAAAGAGAAGUGUUAAAGUGCAUCUUUUUGGUUUGGCACCGCCCACCUACUUCCCCACCUAUGCAUAUUUUAUGCUAAUGAGAAGGUACCCCAGCUCUUGAGGCUCUCCACCGGCUGCUUGAGGAUGAGCCUGAUGGAGCAGAGCAGGCAGCAGCGGGGGUCCAGCCAGAAAGUUUUUACCAGGUGAUGCUGUCUAAACCCGACUGAGGAGCCACGAAACACGAAUGGAUCGCUACUUAGUACUUAGCUGGAAAAGGGCUUUGCACUUAUUAUCUUUAUAUUUUAUCCUAAUUUAUCAAGUGCAACUAUCAAGCAAUGAAGUUGAAGUGGACCAUUUAAACUCAGAUGACUUUAAUAACCGCAGCAACAGGAUAAAGCAGCAGAAAUGGGACACCGCUUCCCAGGGAGAGCAGGAGCUCCAGUCAACAUCUGUUCCAUUAGUCUCCAACACAUCUGCCUUUAGGCAAACUCUAGUCAGCCAGACCACCACAUCCAAAGUGACCACCAGUGACUUGUCCCACACAAGCUCCAGCUCAGAAAAGAGACUGAACUCCAACUUUUCCACAUCUUCGACACCUCCAACACAUGUCACGAUACCAGCCAGAGCAGCACCAACCAAACAACAACAAGUUACCAUGGCAUCUCUCAGUCAGUCAGCGGAUAGAACAACAGCAUCUAGUACAGCUUCUCCUACCAAAGCGCCACUUACGCAAUCCUUAAUCAUCUUAGCAACAUCUAAGAAAACUCUUCAAUCAAGCAGCACGGCAGUAUCAUCGCACUCAGCACUAUCCAGCCCAUCUAGUCAAGCAACGACCACAACCCAAAUAAGUCAGUCACCAACCAGACAAUUACCAAUCAAACAAUCAAUACCAACCAAACCUCUGUCAAAUCAGUCACCACCUGAGAAAACCUUGAUGAGCUCAGUAAAACCAUCAAGCCAGUUAAUACUGAAUGCAACAGAAAACCCUGCCAGUGGAGUCUUCUUGCAAGACCGUCGUCCAAUUCAUGAUUCAGUAUUCACCAGAAAGGCAAAAGAAGCUCUGAAGUCAAGGUUUCACAUGAUGUCAGAGUCAUGUGCCUUUUCCUGCCUGAACGGUGGUUGGUGCACUCGUUCAGAGUCAUGUGAUUGCAGCUUGUUUCAGGCCACUGGACAGAGGUGUCAAACAGUUCCAAAUCCUGGUUUUGAGAGGGAGAUGGCAUGCAGGACUUGGGGUCAGUACAACUUUGAGACCUUUGAUGGCCUCUACUAUUACUUCCCUGGUCGAUGCACGUACACACUACUCAAAGACUGUGAGGAAACUACUGUGGCCAACAUCAUUGUUCAGGUGCACAAUGACCCAGACUGUGGUUCCGAACCUUACAGCUGCCAGCGCUCCGUCAGCCUCUACCUUCCAUGGGAGGGUGAGAUCCGGUUGCGCGCCACUAAUGUGACGUUCAAAGGGCAAAGUUUGCAGCUUCCACAACACAUCCAUGACCUGCAUCUAGAGCAGAUCUCUCAGUAUGUGUUAGUGACACAACCACAAGGCAUCACGCUGGCCUGGGAAGGACAAAGUGGCUCGGUUUACAUCAAACUUAGUCCAGAGUUUGUGGGCAGAACCUGUGGCCUCUGUGGGAACUUCAACGCAGAUACUCAAGAUGACCUCAGGACCAGCUAUGGUAUAAUGAGUCAUGAUCUGGAAAUGUUUGGGAACAGCUGGGUGGAGACAGCACCACUCCAGGCCCGGUGUCCCAUGGUGCCUUCUGGUUUCUCCUCACCUUGUGCAGCAGUUGAUGUGCAAGUUAUACUGAAAGUGGAGGAAGCUUGUUUAAUGCUGCUGGAUCCACCAUUCCAAAGUUGCAAUGACUUUGUCAGCCCUUUGUCCUACAUGGCCGGCUGUUUUAACAUCCUCUGCACGUCGGGCCCUACUGAGGAGGCAGUGUGCCAGGUGUUCACUGAGUACUCCAGAGCCUGCGCCCAUGCUGAGCACCCACUGAAUGCCUGGAGGGACCAUAUUCCUCAGUGUGCAAAGCAGUGUCCUCCAGGGUUACAGUACCUGGAAUGCAUCAGCGACUGCCCGGCGUCAUGCAACAAAGAGAGGACAUGCAUCGACAGCAGGCUGGCCUGCCUGGAUGGAUGCUAUUGUCCAGAAGGUUUCAUAUAUAAAGACGGGGGCUGUCUAACCCCUUCUGACUGUCCUUGUGAGUACCAUGGCGUCUUCUACCAGUCUGGACAAACAAUACAGGAGGAAUGCAACAACUGCACAUGCACAGCUGGAGUGUGGAACUGUACUGAUUACAGCUGCCCAGGUGAAUGCUCUGUGACAGGUGACAUGUAUUUCCAGUCAUUUGAUGGCCGUGUCUACACUUUCCCGGCAACAUGUCAGUAUGUCCUCGCUAAAAGUCGCAAAUCAGGAAAGUUCACAGUGACCAUCCAGAACGCCCCCUGUGGAGCUAAUCUGGACGGGGCUUGCAUACAGUCCGUUAACUUGGUAAUUGAUGAAGAUCCAAAAAUGGAGAUUACUCUAAGCCACAUCGGUGAGGUGUUCAUGGCUGGGCAGUACCGCAUCUCCCUGCCCUACUCUGAUGACAUCUUCCAAAUUCAGCAGCUCUCAUCCAUGUUCCUCCAAGUGAAGACAACAUUUGGCCUGCGUCUGCAGUACAGCUGGAAGGAAUUCCGUCUCUAUCUGCAGGCCAAUGCGCUGUGGAAGGACGACACAGUGGGACUGUGUGGAACCUUCAAUGGCAACAUUCAAGAUGACUUCUUGUCGCCUGCUGGUAUGAUAGAAAGCACUCCUUUUCUGUUUGGAAAUGCAUGGAGGGUUUCGUCAGCAUGUACACUAAGCCUUACCAGUCCUCAGCUGGAACCCUGUGACACACACCAACAGGCGGUGGCCUAUGCAUCCGAGAUGUGUGAUAUACUGAAUCAGGAUCUGUUCUCCUCCUGUCACGAGUACCUCAGUCCAGUGCUUUUCCACCAGCAGUGUCGCUCAGAUACCUGUAAAUGCGGAACAGCUUGCUUUUGCUCUGCUGUCGCUCACUACGCACGCCACUGCCGUAGAUUCUCUGUCAUCAUUGACUUCCGAUCGCGCAUACAUGACUGUGCAGUCACCUGUCCUUCCACCAUGCAGUAUGGCGUUUGUGUGUCAUCCUGUCAACGCCGCUGCUCCGCCCUCUCUUCUUCGCAGCACUGUGAGAGGGAGUGCGAGGAGGGCUGCGUCUGCCCAGAGGGAUUGUUCUACAAUGAACGAACACACCUUUGUGUGCACAGGAGUGAGUGUCCCUGCACGUUCCUUGGGGCUGAUUAUGAAUCAGGAGACGUGAUCAUGACAUCAGCAGGUGUUCAGAUGUGUACGGAUGGUAAAUUUCUGUUACAGACAUCAGAGGGUGACAGUUUAUGUCCGGAAGAUCAGCUAUACCACAACUGCUCAGAGGGUCAGAGCAGCCAACUUGCAGGAAGAGGUGUGACCUGUGAGCGCACCUGUGAAUCUUACCUGCUCAACCUUACAUGCUCUGCACAUGAGCCGUGUGUGAGUGGAUGUAUCUGUCCUUUUGGCUUGCUGAAACAUGGAGACGAGUGCUUUGAACCUAAAGCCUGCCCCUGCCUCUGGAAAGGAAAAGAGUAUUUCCCUGGUGACAAAGUGUCUUCCCCCUGCUACCAGUGUGUUUGCCAGCACGGGAUGUUCCAGUGUGUGUUUCAGCCGUGUCCGUCCAUGUGCACGACUUAUGGAGAUCGCCAUUACAGAACCUUCGAUGGCUUGCUCUUUGACUACAUAGGUGCUUGCCAAGUCUAUCUUGUAAAGAGCAGCGCGGAUGUGAUUCUCAGUGUGACAGCUGAGAACAUUGCCUGUUUUGACAAUGGCGUCAUCUGCAGAAAGUCACUGCUGAUCAACAUUGGAAGAUCAGUCAUAGCUUUUAAUGAUGACACUGGGCAGCCUCAUCCAUCCAGUGUCAUUGAAAUGAAUCAGAGGAUGCUCUUCUGGCCUGCUGGUUACUUUACUGUGGUUCAAUUCCCAGAAGAGGACGUUACCAUCCUGUGGGACCGUAAAACCACCAUUCACAUCCAGGUUGGACCUCGUUGGCAGGGGAAGUUGAGUGGUCUGUGUGGAAACUUUGACUUGAAGACAGUGAACGAGAUGCGCACUCCCGACAACAUUGACUCGACAACUCCACAAGAGUUUGGAAACAGCUGGACGACAACAGAGUGUGUCAGUAGCCCAGAUAUGAGACAGCCAUGCACCCUCAGUCCGCUAAGAGAGCCUUUUGCCAAGCUGCAGUGUGCAGUUCUGCUCAGUGAAGUCUUCCAAGCCUGCCAUCCAGUGGUGGAUGUGACCUGGUUUUACAUGAACUGCUUGGCAGACACAUGUGGCUGCAGUCGGGGAGGCGACUGCGAAUGUUUCUGCACCAGUGUUGCCGUGUACGCCCAACGAUGCUGUCACCAGGGUGUUCCUGUUGACUGGCGCUCUCCCUCUCUAUGCUCAUAUGAUUGUGAAUUCUACAACAAAGUUCUUGGUAAAGGCCCCUUCAGAUUGAUUCCUUUCAGAGACCGCACAAUGGUGCUGGUUGCCAGCAGGUCCGGCAGCGCUGUGAUUGUGAAACGAGGAAACUUUAGUGACGUCACUGGCACCUUCUCCCAUUUUCUGAUGACGCCAGGCCUCAGCAGAGCCCGACCACACGACACAUCCCGGAUCUCCUUUGAAGCAGCGAACAGACCCAAUCACUUCCUGUAUGUGAGCCCUGGUGGCCAGGUGAAGCUGGAUAAGUGGGAAGAUAGCAAGGAAUUCUGGGAUAGAGCCACCUUCGUGCUUCACAGGGCCACAUGGCUCUCAGGCUAUGACUCCCUGGAGUCCCAAGCAAAGUCAGGAUUCUUUUUACACGCCUCCAUCCCUCACCUCCACCUGCUCAAAUAUCGUCACACUGACAGCUUCCGCAAGGCUACUCUUUUCAGACUGACAGGCUCUGGCCCAGAUGCCCCACCAGGUCCACGUUGCCAGUGGAGAUACGACUCUUGCAUUAGUCCCUGUUUCAAAACCUGCAGUGACCCAUCAGCAGAAGCCUGUGUCUCCAUCCCACAAGUAGAGGGUUGCUUUCCUUUUUGCCCGCCACACAUGGUCCUUGAUGAAGUGACUCACCGGUGUGUCUAUGUCGAAGACUGUAUCAAAGCCCCAGUCAUAAUGCCCAUAAUUUCAACUAGUGUCCAGCCAAGUUCUGCAACUCUCUCCUCAACAACUACCGAAGUUGACUCUACUGCUCCACUCAAGACUGCCACUGUCCCUUCUGCCCCUCUGAUGACAGUUCCUACCACCAUAACCAGCACCACAACUCCAGCGUUGAGCACAUCAGCAUUUGCUCCCAUAAUACCAACAAUUCCCAAAGAGUCAAGCCAACCAAGCAUACCCUCACCUUCUGCAGUACCGGAACCUUCAAGCACAGCAGUCCCCCCUACUAUAAGGCCAGAGGUUGUUAAACCCAUUUCAACCCUAGCAGUGACUGAAGUCGAUUCUACUGCUAAGAGUGCAACCAUUAGCCAUUUUGGAUCCAGUACUUUCAGGUCAAGCAGUGCUCCCUUUGCAAUUACUUCUCUUUUACGGCUAACCUCCACUACCAGGUCCACUGACUCCCUCCAACCUCGCUUCACCACCAAAGAAUCACCACCCGUUCAAGCAUCUUCUACUACAGCACCAACCAUGCACUUUACUGAGGGACCAACCUCCACUUCACUUCUUGCUACUGAGGCUACAGAUGCUACACAUUCAGUAGUGGUGUUCCCAUUUGGAACCAUUUCUCAUACACCUUCAACUUUAAUUUCAGAGACUUUAACAGUGACAGAACAGACUAUUGUACCCAAAUCUACAAGCACUGCGCAUAAGGAAACCAGCAGCACAAAGCCUUUAACGGUGGGGGGAAUUCCUCCAACCCCUUCGACUGCACGCAUCACUCCUGCUUUACUAAGCACAAGCUCUUCAACCACUUCCUCACUUUUGUCUGUACCUAUCAAAACAACAGUAUCUAUGUCAACAGCAAAGACUACAGACUCAGUCAUUCCAGUUGAACCUUUUAAAACCAGCACGGUGCAGUUCAUUGGUCCAGAGACUACAGGACCUACUAUGUCUGCACUUACCACAGAGAAGACACUUUUAACAACUCCAGCUGCUCCUCCGAUACCACCAUCAACUCCAGUCCACGUCUCUCUGACUACAACUGUACAUAGUCCUACCUCAGCUGCUUCAGACUUGCAGGCAGCAAUAAAUACAACAACCAUACUUGAAUCUACUGUGUCCAAAACACCUUCUAGCAUCACAACAAUAGCUGUUCAGCCACCCCGUAAGCCUACAGACCAAAUUUCUGUGUCCACUGCAACUUUAAGACUUCCAGAGGAAGCAAUAGCCACCACUGUGGCCACCCAACCUGUAACAUCAACUGCAUCGUCAGUGUCCCCCAUGAAAACGACCUCACAGACCUCACCACCAUUGCGUCCUCCCUAUUUGGACACCUCUUCAACCCACUUGUACAGCCCAACAACAAAGACUACCCCAACACGGACCUCUCAAGCUGUUCCACUUGUCGUCAGUGGGACUAAAACAACUGAAGUACCUCGUCUUCCGGUAUCGAGGCCAAUGAUCCCCUCUGCUAUACCAGCUACUGUCACAACCACAAAAACUGCUAAAUCUACAUCUCUCAGAAUACCUACUGCAGAAUUUUAUACCAAGACACAAGUUACACCAGAGCGUCCCCCUGAGCCUAGUGUCCCAUCUGCUGUUAGCGCAACCCCGCUCAGACCUGUUACAGUAAAACCAGUCACAGAGACAACACAUCUGUUUACAAGCAGAAAGGAAUUGACAACAAGAGCCACAACCGUAGCAAUGUCAUCUUUGUCGCCACCUGGCACAACUAUUUCUCCUCCAACACCAAGAAAAACAACAUCCCCCGACAAAGUCACCACACGACCUGCAUCAACUGUAAGAUCUACAUCUGCUGCAAUGUCUACAACAAUCACACAGACAGCCUCCAUCAGGACAACACUAAGAGUUCCAGUCACGAGAGGUACACCCAAAAUCACUUCAACGGAGAAGCCAGUCACGACCAGGGUUACCAUGGUAACAAGACCUUUGCUAGUCACUACUACGCCUCAUCCAAGCACAAUAACUGGAGUCGCAGGAGUUCCAUCUGCAACCAUCACCACAUCAGCUGAGCCAUUGACUCCAGUGACCACAACAACACCUGCUGGCACAAUUUCAGUGCACACUUUGACUACUUCAUUGGCCACACAACCAAUGCCCGAUUCCACGCUUACAACAGUAUUUUCAGCUGGGCCUACAUUAGAACCCAGAAAGUCAACCACUCCAGUAUCUGUCCUGACAACCACAGAGCCUACAAGCACUUCCCAACGCGUGACUUCUCCACCCGAUAUGUCAAUCUACUCUCAGAAACCUGGCGUUCUUGCUCCUGCUAUAACUUCCAUUUUUGCAACCACAACAGUUCAAACGACUGCACUGGAUGAGAGGAAUCGCACCAGUCCGGGUGUAAUGACACCUCUUGUGCAAGUGGAAACAACAAGGAUGUGCGCACCUCCAUAUGUAGAGAUGGUCAAUGAGUGUACCAAGUACAUUUGUGUCAACAAUCAGCUCGUCCUUUUCAACAAAUCCCAAAGCUGCCCCUUUUCGUCUGAGCCACCAAACUGCGGCCUGCUUGGCUUUGCUGUACUGGUCAAUGGAGACAAAUGUUGUCCUCAAUGGGACUGUCCAUGUCGCUGCUCGAUGUUUCCAGACUUGAAUGUGAUCACAUUUGAUGGCAACAGUGUUGCCAUUUAUAAAGCGGCAUCAUUUAUAGUGGCCCAGCUGCCCAAUGAGACUGUCACUGCUCUGGUUCAGGAGUGUUCUGCUGGGUCUCAGUCACCACUUUUGGCAAAUUUUACCAACCUUUGUCUGAUUGCACUUAACAUCACCCACAAUUCCAACCACAUCGUCAUCGACAGGCUCCAGAGGAGGCUCUAUGUCAACUCACGGUAUGCCAGACCACGAUUUAAAAAGUUUGGUUUUGAGAUCUACGACACAGGCAGCAUGUACCUGGUUCGAAGCCCAGCUGGCCUCAAGCUACAGUGGUACCACAGCACUGGAAUGAUGGUGAUCGACAUCGACAGCCAGAGCAAGAAGCUGCCCGCCAUGGGCCUCUGUGGUUUCUGUGAUGGGAACCCAAGUAAUGACUUGACUUUGCCCAAUGGCACCACUGUUGAACGUGGUGAGGACCCAUCUCUCUUCAUUGACAGCUGGCAGGUUCCCAACACUACCAGCUACAUUAGUCACAGUCGACGUCGUGAGUUCAAUUGCUCCACCAGCGACUGCUCUCGGUGCUUGCUCAUGCUGCAGAGCCCUGCCUUCUUCCAGUGCCACACCUUUGUCUCUCCAAGUACAUUCUGUGAGGUUUGGGUCCAAGAUGUCGAGUAUGUAAACAACCAAUGUGUGGCGCUGGCUGCCUACGUGGCGUCUUGCCACAAAUUCAACAUCUGCAUUGAGUGGAGGAGACCCGAUUAUUGUCCCUUCAUGUGUCCUGACACUCUGCGUUACAAGGCCUGUCUGCCAGCCUGCACGUCUCAGUCCUGUCCCAACCAGGACUUUGACUCAGACCCAGACUAUUGCUCAGGCCUGACCGAGGGUUGUGUGUGCCCUGAAGGAACGCUGCUCCAUCGACCAUACUCUGCACUCUGCAUACCACCCAGCAAGUGUGCCUGCACUGACGGUGCUGGGGUUCCACGAGCCCUUGGGGAGGUGUGGAAGGCCUCUAAGGACGCUUGUUGCAUGUAUCGCUGCGACAAGGACACAAUCCUCCCUGUGGAGUACAACUGUUCCACCAUGGAGGGGCCUGUGUGCCAGCGGGCAGGGGAGGUGGUCAUCAGCCUGGCAGAAGACACAAGCUGCUGCCCCCGUAAAGUCUGUGUGUGUAAUCAGACCCUGUGUGACCUUGUACCUCCUGAGUGUAAAUAUGGGGAGAGGCUAGUGUCAUACUAUCGACAGGACUCCUGCUGCCCAGACUAUGUGUGUGAGUGUGAUCCCAAACGCUGUGAAUCUGAGAUUCCCACAUGCAGAAGCGACCAGACAUUAAUUGCCACCAGAACUGGUGAUAGCUGUUGUCUGGAUCACAUCUGCAUGUGUUCUACUUGUGUGGAUGCGCCUCCUUUCUGCCAGGAUGGGGAGGUGCUAACAGUGGAUGCAAACACCACGGGCCGCUGCUGCCCCACCUACCAAUGUGUAUGCGAGACCUACAGGUGUCCCCAGCUCAGUUGCCCUGUUGGGAUGUCAGCGGUGUCACUUUCCAGUGCAGGUCACUGCUGUCCCAAGCAAACAUGCGAAUGUUCCUGUGACAAGAUCACCCCUGCUAAAUGUGGAUUGGGAGAAAUUGCUGAGUUGGAUGGGGUUUUCCUGUCUGACCCACGCAACCUGUGUGCCUGCAAAAGGUACAAAUGUGUGCAAGAGGCAGUCUGUGUGUAUGGGGAGCGAAGAGUGCUGCGGCCCGGUCAGACCCUGGUAGAACGCGGCAAAGAUGGCCUUUGUCACAGCAGACAGUGCAGCCGGGUGCUGGACAUGUCGAGUGGUUUGCACUUACUGCGCACCAGCAGCACCAACUGCUCAGCCCACUGCCAACAGAAUCAGAUCUACGUCCCUGCAAAAGAGCCGUCAACUUGCUGUGGAGUUUGUAAGAAUAUUUCCUGCCUCUAUGCUCAUGAGAACGGAUCCACUCUUCUUUAUAAGCCAGGGAAAUCUUGGAUGUACAACUGCAUGAAAUUUGAAUGCAUAAACACGCUGUCUGGACCAACACUCAUCUCCUACCCCUUUAGCUGCCCCCCUGUCAAUGAAACAGAGUGUAUGAAGAUCGGAGGGAGUGUCGUAAGUUACAUGGACGGAUGUUGCAAAACAUGUACUGGAUUCCCUCUGUUCCCUUUCUCUGUUAGCUCCCUGACUCCCACAUUAAACACAAACUGUGAAAGAGGCAAAGAAGACGGCAAACCCUGUCAGAAGGUGACAGUCAGGAUGACGAUCAGGAAGAAUGACUGUCGCAGUAACCGGCCGGUGAACAUUGUGUCAUGUGACGGGAAGUGUCCGUCUGCCAGCAUCUACAACUACAACAUCAACACAUACGCUCGCUUCUGCAAGUGUUGCCGAGAGAUGGGGCUGCAGCGGCGCUCUGUGCAGCUCUAUUGCAGCGGCAACUCCACCUGGGUCAGCUACGCCAUUCAAGAGCCCACCGACUGCUCCUGCCAGUGGUCCUAGAAAUCAUGCUGCAAAUAACACUCCCCAAAAACACACACACAUACGUAAACAUAUGUUCAGGUCUAUCUGGGUGGGCAGAGCUGAUAAGUACAAUCAUCUUUGCUUGCUGCAAAUAUAUUGCAGUACUGGCCAGGAAGUAAUGGCUGCAGUUGUACCUCCCUGGCAGCUGCAAACACACAAAGCACUGUGACAUUUGACCUCCGACCUCUCGGGGCUAGUGAGAGACAGAUUUACUUUGCAGGGAUAGACAUAGUCACAAAAAGGACUUACUACAGUAAAGAGCCAAAAAAAAACAUCACUUGAGUUUUAUCUGUGAGAGUCAAGAGACUUCCAUUGUGAGCAGUGUGUGCAUUUAUUUGGAAAUGCAUAAAUUGAAUAAAACCACUAUUCACAUAAUUUUUUCACCUAUCAGUAUCCUUGUCCAUUAUUUUAUCGGACAAGGAAAAAAACUAUUAUUGCAUUGUUAGGCUUUGUUUCACCACUAGUUUUUUUGUACUUUAAAGCAGGAGUCUCAAACAAGUGGCCUGCAGGAACAAUAACGUGUCUCUCUACUUAACUCAAUAAUUAAGUCUAACUGUGGCCCACGCACCCUAGGCAGCUAACACUUACAUAUAUUAUGACAAUCUUAAAUCCCCACUACAAAGAACACUGUAUAAUAACAGCGCAAACACCAAAAUUACAGUGCAAUAAACACAUUGGGCAACACUAGGUACCUUUCACAUUUGAACCAAUACAGUACUAAAUCCUGGUACCUGGGAAUCAAUGCUGGUCCCACUUCAAGGUUCUUUUGUGUGUUGAUAAAUGUUAAUUGUUAAAUAUAAAACACAUUUUUUUAAUGUAACUUUUAAAAAUGAGCUGAUUAGGAAAACUGUGCUGUCCAGUUGUUACAUCUUGUUUUCGUAUGACUUUUCUGAGUCUCAUUGGCAAGUAUUAUAUAGUAGACCUUGCAUGCAAUUCAAAGACGUUUUGAUGGCUGCAGUGUGUAGGCUACAGUGGGUUGCUUAGCUAGGAAAUAGUCUUUGCCAUAAAGCUGAAUGUGCCAGUCUAGUCUGUUGCGCCAUUCACAAUGUUUGUACUGUAAGGGCUUGAUUUACUAAGAUCCAAAUAUCACACGCUAAACUGCAUGUGCAAUCAAAAAAUUGCGUCUUGCGGGUGAUCUACUAACACUGGGUGGGCAAUUGAAAAGUGGUGCAUACCGCCUUAUUUAAAUGAGGAUAUUGCGUGCAUUCAGGGCUUUUACCGCGAAGACACUUGAUCAUUUUUUGCACAUUUAUGUUUAUCAUGCUCCUACCUGUGUGCGAUGUAUUGAACCAGCAGCACACAUUUAUAAUCUGUAACACAUUUUCUGAAUCGCAGUCUUUACGACAGAAACAUUUGCACACUGACACUCACCAUAUUUUCCGGACUAUCAGCCGCUAAUUUUUUCCUUCGCUUUGGUACCUGCGGUUUAUAAAACGGUGCAGCUAAUUUAUGGAUUUUUCUUCGCUAACGGCCAUAAUGUUUUGUAUUUAAUAAAUAGUUUUCAAUACUGACAGAGACACCGAAAAGGUGUGUUAUUGUUUGUGCUAUGGUGCCAUCUUUUGGACAAGUUUGCUCACUGCAGGUGCUGCGAGUUGAAAGUGUACUCCCUGUUUUGUUCCUUGAACCGGAAGUAUUCGUCCAUAGUGUUUCUGUUCGAAUUCAUUCAUCACUCCAAGCAACGUUUGUAAGUUUUACAAUAUAACUAAAACAAUUCAUACUUACUAAACCGUCCCAUGUGUGACGUCUGUAGAAUUGUUAUCAUGCAUAUUUGUACGUGCUAUGGUAAUGUCAUUAAGCUAGCAACGAUAGCAUUAGUGAAUAUGCUAACAGGUUAACAAGUGUCUGUGUUAGUAUUAUUAACUUACACUGCACUUCCUUUUUUUAAUAGUUUCAGUUUCGUAAAUUCACCAAAACGUCACCGUGGAGUUAUUGAGUCUGUUAAGCAAUUUGCAGAGUGAACUUCCGCAGCUAGUGGGUCCCUGACGAUGACUUCUGUUUUUCUUGAUCAACCGUUUCACUGCCAUGUUACAGGCACCGUUUGGCAACAAUUACAAAAUGGUCCGGUGCAAAUAAUAUAUGCAAACAAUUGUAUUUCUUCUAAAAUUGGGUGGGUGCGGCUUGAAUACCAGUGCACUCUAUAGCCUAGAAAGUACAGUCAUUUUGUGUGCGAGGUUGUGGAUCGCAUCACCAGUGCAUUCGUGCUUCUGAAAUGACUCAAACACAAGAAACUGCAUAACUGUCAGAGAUAUUUUAUAGUAAUAUAUUUCCUAAAUAAACAAAACGAACAACUUAAAAAAAAAAAAACGCCAACAGACACCAAAACUCAUCAAUUGAAUUAAUUUUAAUUAGGCCCUUUAGUCAUUCAGUAGCUAUAAGAUAAGAUAAGAAGUAAUUGCUGAAUAAACGAUAUGUCUAAUAUUUUUUUUAUUAGGGUCGGUCCAAAUAUGUUGAAACACACACGUAGAAUAGAGGAUUCUCUGUCCAUCGUCUGUCUCUGCAGCACGGGCUCCUCUUUUCUCACAGCCGUGUGUGUCUUUGUCAGAUAGCUCGUCCUUUUCACACGUGCUAAAUAAAACGCAAAAUAGAGCUCCCAAAAUGGUGAAGAGUGUUGAUAAAUCAAAUUUUAUCCAUCCAUUUUCUACCGCUUGUGCCUUUCGGAGUCGCGGGGGGCGCUGGAGCCUAUCUCAGCUGCAUUCGGGCGGAAGGUGGCGUACACCCUGGACAAGUCGCCACCUCAUCGCAGGGCCAACACAGAUAGACAGACAACAUUCACACUCACAUUCACACACUAGGGCCAAUUUAGUGUUGCCAAUCAACCUAUCCCCAGGUGCAUGUUUUUGUAGGUGGGAGGAAGCCAGGGUACCCGGAUGGAACCCACGCAGUCACGAACAUGCAAACUAAAUAAUUACUUUUGCAUUUUCUCCUCCCAGUAUUGUGGGCAUUUUGUUUAUCAGCAUGUGCUCUGCAUAUUUAUCAAAAUAUGGCAUCGUUGGAUCUUACGUAAAUCGCCACUCGAUACUAACGACGAAAUUCGAUCGGUGCCUAAAAAGUACCGAAUUUAGUACCCAUUCCUAUGAGACACAACGAGCAACUUCCUUUAGGAAAGCAGACGUGUGGGGAACUCAACACGUCAAUAUGCAAUUUCAACGUCCUAGUUAAUAUUUAUGAUGACUUAAAGGGGAUGCAAAACCAACUUUUUUACCAGUUGCUCCCUGUUUUUGUGUGUUUGGAAGUCUUGAACAUUUUCAAUCGAACCAUAAAGGAAGACAUGUCGGAAAUAUUUAUUAAAAAAUAUAUAUAUAAAUAUAAAAAUAUGCCUUCAUCCAUUCGAGACGUUUGGAAUUCAUAAAUUUAGUGACAUGUGACUGGCCCUAACAUUCACAUGCAUCCUCGCAGUUGCCAUUGCUAAUAAAAAGUAGCGUGUAGUUCUAAUUGAUAUCUGUCAGUAGACUCAAUAUGGAAGCGCUAAAAAGUACAACAUGGUAGCAUGGUAGCAAACGCAGUUGAAAGAGGCUUGGCCUGGAGGCACAAAAAUAAGACCGCCCCAAAAAAAACGGCGAUUCUGAAGAGACAGUCAGUAAGUGGCUUAAAGAUGGUCUGAAAAACAUAAUCUAUGCAGACUUUUGACCAAAGAUACACCAUUACAUGUUAUGUAGACCGCAAGGAAGUGUUUUAAAUGUAGAAAACAAAUCACAACAGGACCACUCUAAGGCCUAGCACUGUAGCUGCUGGUACAUUUUGUCACGUGGUUAAAUCACGAUUUUUUACGCCCAACCUGCCCCCGACUGAGGUAAACUGAGUUUGAGACCCCUGCUUUAAAGCAUUUUGUAAUACUUAAGUAGGCUUCCAUCUGCCUGAUGAUAUUUAAUGGUGAAUGAAGGAUAAAAGAUGAGUGACAUUUGUUUGUAGUUGAAUUUAUUCUAAGAGUGUCCCUCUACUGUAUCUCCUUGGUGGUCCAUCUUAGAAACAUUUUAAGGAGAUGGGAAACAUUAUUUACUGUAUUCUUUACUAUAUAAGAUUAGCAAUAGUGAGUUAGAUUUGUAUCCAGCUGUACAUGGGGCACUUUAUUUAUUUAUGAGAGAUUGAUAAAGCAUGAAUAUGUGUAUCACCUAUCCAAUACAUAUGAUUUCAUUUAUUAUAUUUGGUUUUAAAGUCUAUUUCAAAACAUGAAGUGAGCGGGAGAGUUUUGUGUGCUAAAAUGUUGAAUCACACAUGUUGUAAAUAUUUCCUUGUUUACUGGGUUUCUGCUAUUUCUGGACAAUGUGUAGUAAAAUAUCAUUGGUAAACAUAUUUCUGUCAUCCACUAGUCAAAGUCAUUUUCUAGCAAUUAGGCUAUAAAUGAUCGUCUGAGCUUUGAUUCAUGCAGGUAGAACUGAGAAUACAAAUGAAACACGAUUAAAGCUAAGAUUUAAUUAUAAAUGGGGCACCACUUCAUGUAACAUAAUACCAAAGACCCGACGUGUUUUCACAAUAAUUGAUGAUCCAAUGCUUCUUAUGUGCAAUUCUACUCUACCUGUAACUCCUUCAUUGCGACCUGGGACCCAGCGUAAUGAAGCCAAAUUUUUCUGGCCCGCCACAAAUAGAUUUGGACCGGCACAAUUUGGUGCUGCUGUACCUGUUAUGUGGCAGGAUGAAUUGUAACUGCUGCUCAGCCUAACUCAUUUCAGGAACAAAAUGUGGAUUUUAGAAUUGGUUGGACACAACUGGCUUGCAAACAGGGAGCGUGGUUUGAAGAGAUUAAAUGCAUGUUUUGGAGUAAUAUGAAUGGGAAACAAACUAUUCAAUAUUUUUUUUUUGUACAA